This is a messenger RNA of Strongylus vulgaris, 296 nucleotides long. NCBI's taxonomy places the organism in Eukaryota, Metazoa, Nematoda, Chromadorea, Rhabditida, Strongylidae. The record is from the annotation of a GenBank genome assembly.
AUGGCAGUGGCCAAUUGUGCUAAGCAUUGCGGUUACUGCUGUCAAACUCCCGAAUAUUCCUGUACCAACAAACAAUUUCCAAGAACAAGAUGCGAAACCGUGACUGCCGCUCAGUGCCAGGCCCCCCAGUGGCGUCAAAUUUUGGCCGAGGACUGUCCCGCCGUGUGCGGCUUCUGUCUUGCUGGAGGAUGCGUUGAUACAGAGAUUGAAUGCGCCAAUGACCCAUCCAUUUGCAGAAAUAUUGAGAUGCAGGAUUUCGUGAAGGUCCUUCAAUGUUUUAGCACUUUUCGAUAAUC